This is a messenger RNA of Benincasa hispida (wax gourd), 695 nucleotides long. RefSeq names its product metallothionein-like protein type 2. The record is from RefSeq and is a predicted model, not a curated record. Gene Ontology annotation, molecular function: metal ion binding. NCBI's taxonomy places the organism in Eukaryota, Viridiplantae, Streptophyta, Magnoliopsida, Cucurbitales, Cucurbitaceae.
CAUUUCUCUCUUUAAACUCGUUCAAUCGCGAUAAGUUAUAUUUUGAUUACACAAACAAACUACCAAUCUCUUCGUUCUUCGUUGUUCAUCGUCGAGAAUGUCUUGCUGUGGUGGAAACUGUGGAUGCGGCUCUGGCUGCAAGUGCGGAAGUGGCUGUGGAGGAUGCAAGAUGUUCCCUGACAUGAGCUUCUCAGAGACCACCGCUACCAUCGAGACCUUCGUAGUCGGUUUCGCUCCUCAGAAGAUGUCCUUCGAGGUAGCAGAGAUGGGAGCAGAGAACGGCUGCAAGUGCGGUGACAACUGCACCUGUGAUCCAUGCAACUGUAAAUGAGAAGCAGCAGGUCGAAUCUUCUCAAGUGGAGAUUGUCUGAGUACAAAUAGUAUGCAUCCUUUUUAAUAACAAUUAUCAAACCUCCAAGUGUUUGCGUUCUGUCGUUGCGUCUUUUAAGUGUCGAUUGUAGUGUUCCUUUUGAAUAAUAGCUGUCAUGGAGUUGUGGAAAAACUUAUAUGCUGUUGUUAUGAUUCAGUCAGUGAUCUUCUUAGCUCAAGAUUCCUGUGUUUAUCCAUGUCUGUCUAGUGUUUUCUUCUGUAAGAAAUUAAAAACGGUACGUGCUAAUUUAUGAGAGGUAACAGAGUUUCUGUUGUUAUCCAUAUCUAUGGUUGGAAAUGAAGAACAGAGUUUGAAUCUUCUCUAA